This is a messenger RNA of Cutaneotrichosporon cavernicola, 2535 nucleotides long. RefSeq lists its product as uncharacterized. The coding region runs from base 1 to 2535 and encodes 844 amino acids. NCBI's taxonomy places the organism in Eukaryota, Fungi, Basidiomycota, Tremellomycetes, Trichosporonales, Trichosporonaceae. Gene Ontology annotation, cellular component: nucleus. The transcript has 4 exons. The record is from RefSeq and is a predicted model, not a curated record. Gene Ontology annotation, molecular function: protein binding.
AUGGUAGCCGAGCUCUACACUGCCGCUAUCUCCGUUUCCAGCGAAUCAAAAUCGAAACAAGAUGCCAAACCCGGGUCCAACGGAAUCGGUCCACUUGCCUCCCUAGACGCCGAGAACGAUGUGGACCCUUCUUCUGACACGGCGCUAUUACACCGCGCCAAGAUUACAGCCCGCCUCGCCGACUCGCCCUACGAUCUUAUCGCAUACCUCGAACGCGCGCAUGUACACCUGGCACUGGGAUACCCCGACCUAGCCGCAGGAGAUGCGUACCGCGCCCUCCUCCUGGCCGAUGAGGCGCGCACCGAGGGCUUCGAGUAUCACGACGAGGCGGCCGAGGCUCUCGCCUCUUACGCUGCCCCUCAGGUCUUGGAAGGACUAGAGGGGGAGGCGGCCCAGCGCGGCGCUGCAGCUGCGUACCGCCUCCUCGCGUUCGCCCUGCUGGACGCGGGCUGCCUCAGCUCGGCAGCCAAGUUCCUCAGGCGCGGACUGGACGCGUCGCCCAACGACACCGAGCUCGCCACCACGCGACAGGCACUUGAGGCCGCUGCGGCCAAGCGCCUCGGCCACUCGGUAGACAUCUUCGCCCCAGGCGUCCUGCCCGAUACCACCCUGGUCCGCCGUGAAGUGUAUCCAUGGAACACGCACGAGCCGGACCGCUUCUCCGAGGAGUCGCUCACCGAGCUCAACACAGCCCUCCAGCACUUGGCUCCCAAGUGCGCCGUGCAGGUCGUAGUCCUCCCUGUUCUCCUAGAUGGCGUCGCACUCGAGGGCGCAACGUGCUCCCAGCUCGGCCUGUUUGCCGUGGAGGACAUUGCGCCCGGCGAGAAAGUGCUCGAGGAGUACAGUCUUCUCACGGCCAACAACCGGAUGAAGGACAGCGUGUGCGACGCGUGUUCGUCCGAGCUUCCGCGCGAUCGUCAAGGUGUCGUCAUGUGCGACGAGUGUUACGACACUGUCUUCUGCUCUGCGCACUGCGCCGAGCAGGCGGAGCGGUACCACCCCGCGGUAUGUGGUACUGGUUGCGACGAGAUCGGGAAAGAUCCCGUCCCGCACGAGGCCGACGAGAGUCUUCAUCUCCUGUUACUCGCGCGCGUGCUUGCCGUGGCCGCGCAAGGAGAGAUUCAUCCCCUCGACGUCCCCGAGGUCAAGUACAUCUGCGGCGACUUUACGCCGCACCGAACCCUCCCUUGGAACUUCAAGUACAACGUCGAGAAGCCGCUCCACAUACUGGAAACGAUGGAUGUAGACAUCUACGCGCAUCCCGAGUUCGAUCUGUGGGUCCUGAACACGAUCUACGCAAAGACCCGCGGGACAGCUAGUGCGCGUAAGAAUCCUUUGGACGGUAAGCCAGACGUCGCAACAGUGCAUCCGCUGUGGUGUCUGGCGAACCACGACUGUGACCCCAACGUAUGGUGGGAUUGGGCGGGUACUAUUGCCCUGACGGCGUGUGAGGAGCGCAUUGCGGGGUCACCGGGUGUCAAGAAGGGACAAGAGAUCCUCAACCAUUACUGCGAUAUCCGGUUGCCUGUUACCGAGCGACGCGAGUGGGCAUCCGGCCCGCUUGGAGCCGUGAUGAGUAUGGCACUUGUCGCGGAGCCUUGCGCAAGCGUCGCGCAUGGGUCGCGGCUACAGUACCUCUGCUAUCCGGCUCCGAGAUUUCCGGUUCGAGCUACUCACCCAGUUCACGGACCGUGGCUCAUACACCCCGUGCGACUCCAAGUGGUCCUGGCCCCGGUCCGCGCCCCAGCCAUGUUCAUGUCUUCCGAGCAUGUCGUCGUGCGCCAGUCCGAGGACUGGGCGCGCGUCCUUGUCGCCUCUAAAGAGUCCGCUGCGGCGGAUAACUGGGUUCUAGCAUUCUCUUCCGACAGAACAGAACCAGCGGGCCUUGCGCUGCUCGGCAGCGCCCAACUCAUCGAGCUGGAGGGACGUCUUGAGCCGGCCAACGCAGCGCGUCUCGAGACCCUCGUUACGCCUCGAGCCGUGCGCAUCAACAAUACCAGCCGAGGUCCCCGCUCUUCCCUCAGGGCCCCGGUUCUCAUCGUGGAAUGGCACACAGCAUCAUCCUACGUCCUCCCUGACCUACAUAUCUCUCCCCUCACCACGCGCCUUGUAGUGGAAAUCAGCGACGUUGGUGGCCCCAUCUCUCCUGCCAACCGACGCUUCUUACCCGCCCUCUCGAGUCUCGAUGUCGCAGACAUAGUCCUGGACUUUAGCAGGUGGGACUGUGCCGUUGUCGACCCCUUUGUCGCUCGCGCCCUCUACUCCACCAUCGCGGGGUUGCUUGUGAGGGGAACACACGUAACCCUGGUGGACUUUGACCUCGUGUUCUCAUGCAUGGCCGACUCGUCCAUCCACAUGCGACCGACGCGAUACACGUCUCUCCCAAGGCGCGCCGAGGACGCGCUCAAGUUCCAUCUGCGCGAAAUGCUGCGUGCAACUGAGUGUCCAGACGCCCGAGUAGUCGAGGUCACUAUCCGCAAGUUGCUCAAGCACAUCACCGUCCUCUCCGCCGACCAGCUGCAGGCCAAGCUGUAG